GGGGCCAAGUAUUCCAGUUUUUGAGUGAAGCCCGCGCUGCCACGUAAAGGAAAGCAGCCAUGAACAAGAGCAGCCUUUAAGGAAACGGAAAAAAACACAAAACAAAAAAACCCGACAAUUUCAGCACCUUCGUGAUUCAGAAAACCACAACACAGAAACAAUGGCAUUGAGAGGAGCUGUUGCUGCGGCAUGCAACGUUGGGGGAAGACAGAGGAACACAUCUCUCCUAUCGAUUCCUCACUAUCUCGGAUUCAAAUUUAAUCGACUUCCCUCACAUCCUCUCCAUAGAUUCACAGCCUUUCCUAUGCACCAACCCGCGCUUAGAUGCCCAAUUCGUGCUGUAAGUGAGGCAACUGCCAAUCCGGUAACACCCAAGAAGGAAGUUGGAGAAGAACCACCUCCGAAUUGGAAGAUCAAAAUGCUGUACGAUGGGGACUGCCCGCUUUGUAUGCGUGAGGUUAACAUGCUCAGAGAGAGGAAUGAGCGCUAUGGUACAAUCAAAUUUGUUGAUAUAAGCUCGGAUGAUUACUCCCCAGAGGAAAAUCAAGGCCUAGACUACAAAACUGUUAUGGGAAGGAUUCACGCAAUCCUAUCUGAUGGAACUGUAGUCACUGAUGUUGAUGCAUUUAGAAGGUUAUAUGAACAAGUGGGUCUUGGAUGGGUUUAUGCCAUUACCAAAUAUGAACCUAUUGCAACAGUAGCUGAUGCCAUAUACGGUGUUUGGGCUAAAUAUCGUCUUCAAAUCACAGGGCGGCCAUCUUUAGAAGAGGUUUUGGAGGCUCGAAAGAAGAACAAGGGUGAAGUAUGUAAUGACAAGAAUACUUGUAAGAUACGAGCUUGAUGGGCAAUUGCCAGAAGCAGAGUUUUCAAGGCCCCCCCUCUUUUUACUUCAAAAUAACAUCUUCAAAAUGAGCUGUAAUUUUACAGUCUACUGCUAUCAUUUAGUACAGUCAUCCAAUUGUAAAUUCCAAAUUCAAAUGCAAUCCCCUAUGCUCUUACAAUGUAUAAGUUAUGAUAUUCUACUUUUGUCAGAUAGAAGAAGGAGAAUAUUAAGAACU
Molecule: messenger RNA, 1058 nt
Organism: Carya illinoinensis
Lineage: Eukaryota; Viridiplantae; Streptophyta; Magnoliopsida; Fagales; Juglandaceae
Exons: 8
Coding region: 161-841 (226 amino acids)
Molecular function (GO): protein-disulfide reductase activity
Source: RefSeq, a predicted model, not a curated record